Messenger RNA from Bufo gargarizans (Asiatic toad), 1537 nucleotides. RefSeq names its product RBPJ interacting and tubulin associated 1 (gene RITA1). Bases 164 to 1006 code for a protein of 280 amino acids. NCBI's taxonomy places the organism in Eukaryota, Metazoa, Chordata, Amphibia, Anura, Bufonidae. Gene Ontology annotation, molecular function: tubulin binding. Gene Ontology annotation, cellular component: cytoplasm; nucleus. Gene Ontology annotation, biological process: negative regulation of Notch signaling pathway; Notch signaling pathway; nuclear export. The transcript is spliced from 4 exons. The record is from RefSeq and is a predicted model, not a curated record.
AGGGGGGGGGUCGCUAUGUUUCCUGUCAUAGUGUUUCUAUAAGCGCGUCUUGUUGUGUCCCCGCAGCCCCGUGCCUGCCGUAUACAUUCGGGAGGGCACUUAGCAGCCCUCUCUGGAGCGGAGGCACAGGGGCAGUGGGUGGAGGGCACUCCCGGGUAAUGGCAUGGCCCUGAGCGCCGGUUGUUGUAGUAUUGCCAUGGGAGCCCGGGCAGGAGAAGCCAAGGUGAGUGCCUUCCGUCACAGAAAAGAAGCCAUGGUGCACAGUGCAGUAGAUUCCAGGACUCAUGUUCCCUCUGAUGUAGACAUGUCACUGGAUCUCUCCAUUACUGGGCAACGCACGUCAUUGCCACCAAGAAAAAGCAGAAGUGCUUACAGAUUUAAAGCUUCUAACUCUUUUGUGGAUGAGGCCCUUUUUGGCAGCUCUGGGGGUAAAGUAGACCCCGCUCUUCACUGGACCAUAGGAACACCUGGCCAAGAAUCACAUUUAAACUGUCCAGAAGAGAAGACGUUUACAGCAAGCAGUGCCACAGCUAGGACUGCUUGCUCCCCAGUAGGGACUCCACGAAAGAAAACACAGUAUAGGGUGAAAAGUCGCUCUCCUUCUUAUUGUGAUGAGUCUCUUUUUGGACCGAAAAUAGAAGACUGUAGUUGGGAAGCGCCAUGGGUAAAAAAAGAUUGCAUCCGGAUUCGUCCCCUUCUUUGGAGCCCGCCGCCAGUAAUGCGGCCCCAGAGCUCCAAGUCAAACACCAACCAGAUUCCUGUUCGAGCGAUUCACCCUCCUGAUGACAAAAACACCGCUCUUGGAACACAUAAAGGAACCAGGAAUUUUUGGAAGCCCCCAGAAAGUGACUCUGAUUCUGGUGGAUGUUCUUCUGUGGGUGAUCCACCGGCUAGUGCCAAAGCUCGCUGGAGCUCACCUAGAAAGGACACUCCUCGAUCAGCAAGCUGCUCAGGAAGACUGACUGCGAGGAGAGGUUUUUUAACAGAGAGACCACCAUGGAAAUAAUCUGUGCCUUUUAAAAGGGUUGUCCUAUUAGGGCAUAUGGAUGUCCUACAGCAGGCAUCCUCAAACUGCUGCCCUCCAGCUGUUGCAAAACUACAACUCCCAGCAUGCCCAAACAGCCUACAGGUAUCAGCUGGAGGGCUGCAGUUUGAGGAUGCCUGUCCUACAGGGUUCCUUCACUCUGGGCUUCUAUCUAUGAACCAGAUUGGAGAGCAUCUCUGUAUGAGUGCCUCCUGUUAUGGUGAACUCAAGUCACCCUUGUAUUACACCUCCUAGGCAGUCAUAUAAUACUAGAUUUCUUAUGCAGGAGAUAGGCCUGGCUGUGGAUUACUCCAGAAAAAUCGUCUGUUUUCAAGAGGUGCAGGGAGCGGUGAUCAGCUCAUCACCCUCGGGGCUGUAUUUGGAAUGGGACUGUCUCUGAUGAGCCAACCCCUUUAAUUCACAAAUGCAAUUUGGUUGGAUUAUAUAGUGCAUAUUGUAUGAGGGCUGUUUUUAUAAAAGUUGGUGACACUUAGAAGAACAAUUCAUGUUGUU